AUCGUUUACUUCGUAGGGUCAUCUCUCUGUUUAUCUCUCAAUACAUCCACAAUCUCCUCCCUCUCUCUCUCAACCUCCGCACCCACCGAAAAAAGAACAAAAACCAACAGAAACCAACGCCUCAUCUCAUUCCUUUGAUUCUUCUCGACCUCAACGCAGGGAUCAACAGAGCGUUCCAUCCAUGGCCGUCCCUACCAAGCUGCCUCUCCUCCUCUUCGUCUCCUCUCUCCUCCUCCAUGCAGCUCUAGCUGAGAUCACAUGCGAGGAGAUACCCAAUGACAUGUGCGCGUUCGCCAUCGCGUCCUCCGGGAAGCGGUGCUUGCUGGAGACCCUCACGUCGGCAGGUGGCGAGGUAGAGUACCAGUGCAGGACGUCGGAGGUGGUGGUGGAGAGGAUGGCCGGGUACGUCGAGGGCGACGAGUGCGUCCAAGCCUGCGGGGUCGACCGGAGAUCAGUCGGGAUCUCGUCCGACUCCCUCAUGGACCCGCAAUUCACCUCCAGGCUCUGCGCUCCCCAGUGCUUCCAGAACUGCCCCAACAUCGUCGACCUCUACUUCAACCUGGCCGCCGGAGAAGGGGUGUACUUGCCGGAUCUCUGCGAUGCGCAACGCGCGAACCCUCACCGCACCAUGAUCGAGCUCUUGAGCUCUGGAGCAGCCCCCGGCCCCGCAUCGGCCCAGUCGUCCACGCUCUUCGCCAUGGCCCCAUCUCCCGAUUCCCUGUGAUGACCGACGAGAGAGACAUAUUCAAUUCGUUCACACGCGUUUUGGUUUUAUUUUGGGUUUUGGCUCUGGUGAUUACAUGUUGAAGGAGGAAUAAUAAAUACAGAUAUAUAUAGGCAAAGAGGGACGGGAUAUUUACUAUGUUGUUAUCAUUUUAUUUCGCUUCCAGAUUUGGCGAGGAUUCUAUACUCGCAACUGAGGAGUGCUUUUGGGAUUGUUCCGAUUUCUCUAAUUCAUAAUAAAAUUCAUUUUUUUCUGAGCUC
This is a messenger RNA of Eucalyptus grandis, 984 nucleotides long. RefSeq lists its product as uncharacterized. The transcript has 3 exons. NCBI's taxonomy places the organism in Eukaryota, Viridiplantae, Streptophyta, Magnoliopsida, Myrtales, Myrtaceae. The record is from RefSeq and is a predicted model, not a curated record. Bases 182 to 724 code for a protein of 180 amino acids.